AUGUCGGACCACCUUGAUCCGCCGAGCGUCAGCACGGAUCUCGAGUCGCAGGUCGUGCCCGAUGAAGUUGAUGCUGCGAGCACACCAGCAAACGACACAGGCACAACGGGCCAAGUCGACGACGGCGCGGCAGGUACGCCGACAGAGGCCGAUGCCACAUACAGCGAAUGGACAGAGGCCCAAGGCGGCGCUCCGCCUGACGACGUGGGGUCGAGCGAGACGCCAACCGAGGCAGCACUUGAAGACACCAGCCUUGGCGCGCCGAUCGAGACAGCGUCCGAAGAGAGCAACUUGGGAGCGUGGAGUGACGGAACCGUGCUUGCAGACACCAAUGCAGAGUGGGUGCAAGGCACCGACGCAAAGGAAGACGCACCGAUGGAAGAGAACGAGAGCCAGUGGGCAACCGAUGAGGCACGCGACGGACCGCAAGAAAAUGACGGCACGUUUGGCGACAACACGGCUAAUGACGCCGACGACGUGGCUGAUGGCGCCGAGUGGGUCGACGGAACAGGCGACCAAGCAGAGGCGUAUCCAGACCCGGAUGACGCCACGGACGCGUGGCCACAACCAGAAGGAGACGCCGUUUCAAAUCAAACUGACAACUUUCAAAUGUGGCCAGGUCAAGAAAAUUUAGACCAAGACCAGGCGUACGGCGGCAUGGAUGAAGCAGUCAACCCCGAGAACGCUCUCAACCAAGCGCCCGGGUGGUCGUCGCUGGAUCCGAACACAACGUGGACACAGGAACCCGGUCGUGCGGUCGGCUGGUCGUCGUUCCACCCAGACCCUUCGUGGACGGACGAAGCCAGUGCUCCUCCGUUGGCAACAAGUGCCACCACAUCAAUCACGGCUCCGUUGCCUGCGGAUCUCGACGGGUUGCGCAAUCGUCCUGGCUCGGCCAAGAGAGCACUUACACGCGUCGAGAUGAUCAAGUACGCCAAGGACUUUGCCGCCGCGGAGCGUCUCGGCGCGGGCAAGUCGUUCUUUAAGACGACCAUGAAGGACAUUGCCGAGCUCGGUGUCGGCCUUCAGCUCUAUUUCCUCUUCACCAAGUACAUGGGUCUCUGCUUCGUGAUCAUGUCCGUGCUGGCAUUACCAGCGCUCGUCAUGCACGCGUCGGCCCGAGGCAUCGACACGCAGAUGAUCGACCCGAUGCGUCUCGGUCUCUUGACGAUCGCCAACGAAGGCGUCAACUCGACUGCGAACGCGACCACCGAGUGGUGCGCCGGCAACCCCUUCACGGACGACCCCCACAUCGUGAGCUACCUCAUCACCGCCUGCGACCUUCUCUACUCCCUGACGUUUGCCGCGUUCAUGUGGUUCUUCAAGAUCACGGCGAACCAAGUCAUUGCACGCAACGCCGACGCGAUUACGCCGGCGAAAUACGCUGUGUACGUGCGCGGCUUGCCACCGUCGGCGACCGAAGAAAGCAUUUUACAGCACUUUAACGCGCGCUACGACCCAACGGCCGAGAGGAAAGAGUACCCGAUGAAGCUCGGCUGCUGGGGCCGGCCCCGGGCGCCCAAGGUGCGAGGUGAUUUGACGCGCGGCGGGCGGCUCGCCAAGCCCAUGUAUCUGCGCACGUACGUGGCCGAAGUGAGCAUCGCGCACCCAACGGGCGGGCUCUUGCGGACGUUUCUGGCGAUGGAAUACCUCACGGCCAAGGCCGCCGAGCUCAACGACAUUCUCAGAACGCUCAAGGCGCUGCCCACAAUGGAUGCGGCCGACCGCCUUGAGAUCACAACCAAGAUCGAAGCGCAGCUGGAAAAGGUGACCGACACCCUCGAGAAGAAAACGAGCAAGCUCAAGGAGCUCCGCAAAAACCGCGCCAACAACCUCACCGACUGCGACUGCGCCUUUGUCGUCUUCAACAGCGUCGAGGCCCAGCGGCGGUGUCUGCGUGACUACCGCACGAGCCAGUACAGCUUGGCGCGCCGGUUCCAGCCCAAGGAGCUUCGGUUCCAGGGCACACACGCGCUCUGGGUGCAGCAAGCGCCCGAGCCGUCCAACAUCAUUUGGGAAAACCUCGAAGUGCCCGUGCGCGAGCGGCGUUUUCGGCGAUACGUGACCAACUUUGUGACCUUCUUGCUCUUGCUCGUGUCGUGCGCGGUCAUUUCGCUGGCGCAGAGUGCGCAAGCCACGUUUGCAGGGGACUCGAUCCCCAACUUUUGCUCCGAGGCGCUCCCGGCCGUCUUUACGGGCAACUACUCGGCGAUCCCGACGCUCAAGUGGCAACUCUACUGGAACCAAUACCCCAACAUGACGUGCCCGACGGGAAGCUACUACAUUUCGUACACCAACAACGUUGUGGUGCCGCAAAUCCAGGUCGGCAAUGCGACGCAGUGCGUGACCAACCACUGCAUCUCGGCGAUUCCAAGCCUCGAUACGACGUGCAGCACGCUCCCGUGCUUCCAGCCGGCGCUCAAGGACGACAAGACGCGGCCGUGUACGACGUACAAGGCAUCCGACCUCCUCAAAUGCUACUGCGAGCCCGCCCUCGAGCGCGCGAUUUCUCUCUACGGCUGGCUCGAUGGCCCCAAAAAGAUGUACAGCUACCAGCUGCCGUGCCAAGAGUACUUGUCGAAUUACGUCAAGAAGAAUGCGUCGCUCUUCCUCGCAGCGGCCACGGUCAUUGUCGUCAACCUCGUGCUGCAGAUGAUUCUCCGCGCCUUUGCCGACUUUGAGCGCCACGUGAGCGAGAGCGAGCGCGCGUCGGCCACGGUGCUCAAGCUCUUUUUCGCGCAGCUGCUCAACACGGGUAUCAUUGUCCUCUUGGUGAACGCCAACUUGAGUUCGGUGCCAUUGCCGUCGACGCUGCGGGAGAUCCUCAACGGCAAAUUUGACGACUUCGUGCGGCAGUGGUACAUCAGCGUCGGCGUUGGCAUCUCGACGACCAUGAUCAUCAACGCGGUCUCGCCGCAGAUCGGACCGAUCUUGCAAACGUACGUCAUUCGGCCGUUGCGGCGGUCGCGAGCGCUCAAGGCCGCAGUGACGCAAAAGCAAAUGAACGACUUGUUCGCGGGCCCGGCCUUUGACAUUUCGCUGCGGUACCCGCUCGUGCUCAACACGGUGUUUGUGACCAUGAUGUACUGCGGGGGUAUUCCCGUGCUGCUUCCCGUCGCCGCCCUCGCGUGCCUUGUCAUGCAUCUUCUCGAUAAACUGACCAUCAUGAAGCUUUACUCGGUCCGCACCGCCUACGACGAGGCGCUCGGCGAGCUCUCGCAGGCGAUGCUACCGUUUGCUCUCUUGCUGCACCUCGGUUUCUCAACGUGGAUGUACGGCAACAGCAUGUUUCUCCAGUCGGGCUUGUUGAACGUGUCGUGGGUUCUGCGCGAAUUCGGCGUCCCAUCCAACUCGACCAACACCAACGACCUCUACGACGAGCUCCAAGCUGCCGUGAGCCAGUACGAUCCGCUCGGCUCAGCGGGCCUCUCGUCCAAGAUCUGGCGUCUCAACGUCCUUCCCAUCUUCCUCUUCUUUCUCGUCGCGCUCGUGCUCUUCUUUUUGUCGCAGUUUUUCGGCGCUUUCUUGUGGCCGAUCCUGGAAAAGCCACUGUAUUGGCUCGCGACCGGCGUCGCCAACUCGUGUUCGUCGACGCUCAAGAAGACGCUCAUGCACAGCAAGCGCAAGUACUCGGGCGAAACGCCGCUCGUGUCGCAGUACCCGGACUUCACUGGCGAGUACCAGGUCCUCGCCACGGCCAAGUCCGUCGACAGUGCGAAAGGCUACGAGCUCCAAGAGAACGGGAUCUUGAUUCGCAAGUGGAUCGUCGACUCGGACGUGCGAAGCAAAGGCGACCGCAUGCUCACGUGGGAGGCCAUGUCGGCGCCCGUCAAGACGUACUCGAUCCACGCCAACCCCAAGUAUAUGAAUGCGAUGAUCGAGCUCUCGAACGCCCGCGAGCGCGCCGAGAACGAGGAUUUGAGUGAGAGCGAGCAGACAAAGCACGUCAACAAACUCAAGAAACCGACGCGCUCAGGCACGGUCGUGCCUGUAGAGUAGUCUUACUUUUCUUCCGCGUAUGUGUAAAACCCCUGCGCGUACUUGACGCCAAA
Molecule: messenger RNA, 4052 nt
Organism: Saprolegnia parasitica CBS 223.65
Lineage: Eukaryota; Oomycota; Saprolegniomycetes; Saprolegniales; Saprolegniaceae
Exons: 12
Coding region: 1-3999 (1332 amino acids)
Cellular component (GO): plasma membrane
Molecular function (GO): calcium-activated cation channel activity
Source: RefSeq, a predicted model, not a curated record